This is a messenger RNA of Anopheles darlingi, 1103 nucleotides long. RefSeq names its product c-Myc-binding protein. Gene Ontology annotation, biological process: regulation of DNA-templated transcription. The transcript is spliced from 2 exons. Bases 142 to 681 code for a protein of 179 amino acids. Gene Ontology annotation, molecular function: transcription coactivator activity. Gene Ontology annotation, cellular component: nucleus. The record is from RefSeq and is a predicted model, not a curated record. NCBI's taxonomy places the organism in Eukaryota, Metazoa, Arthropoda, Insecta, Diptera, Culicidae.
UGUGCCGUUGUUUUGGCUUUGAGGUUAGAACAUUUUUUGAGAAAAUCUUUUUGCAAAAAGUUGGAACUCUUUUCUUCAAAUUAAGGGAAAAGCGAGAAAUUGAUCGAGUUUGAUUCAGAGGAUCGACAAAGUUCGGCAAAGAUGUCCAAUUACAAGCCAAUCGAUAGCACGAAGGAGGACUUCCGGAAGUAUCUGAACCGGCAGGGUGUCCUCGAUGCCAUCACGAAGGUGCUCACGAAGUGCAACUCCAACCGCCCGGAGAACGCGAUCGAGUUCCUGGUGAACAAUUUGGGCGACCGCGUUAAGGAGGAAGAGACGAUUGCCAGGCUGACGAGCGCGCUGACCGACGCGCAAAAUGAAAUCGCGCGUCUUAAUAAGAUUAUUAACACGCUUAAGGGCAACCAGGAUGGCGACGAGAAGGAAGGUAGCGACACACCGGAGACCAUCACGAGCGAGGAGAAUCCCAGUCCGGAGAAAGUUCCCGCUACCAGCAACAGUGGUAGUCCGCCGGUAUCGUCCGGCUCUGAAGAGGCCGUGAAAGAAGAGCCGGCUAAGACAGCCACCGAGAAGGAAGCCGAGCCGGUGGUUCAAGUCAAGCAGGAGCAGCCGACAGAAACGGCUGCAACGACGACGACGACGGCGGUGGCCACCGAAACCAAACCGGCCGAUGAGAAGGCAUAAGGUUGAAGGGCUCGGUUGUUAUAAUUUAGAUUUAGCAGGCAACACACAACUUACGAGAUCGGAGAAUGGGAAGCUAUCGGUCGAGUGCAUUAAUCAGUAACACAUGAAUCGACUUUAUAGAAGUAACGGAGGCUAGACUGUAGGCAACACAUUCGUCCAAGCGUUUAUCAACUCGAUGUUGAAGAGAUUUCCUUGCUUUACCACCGCCAUAACCAUACAGUAAUGAGGUAAAAGUACAAUGAGCCCGAUCGUGUCCCGAGGCAAAGGCGUAUUUAUCAUAGCAGCAUUCCUGGCACAUUUCUGUCCCUAUCGUCCAUCGAUCGAGUAGCUGCGGCGGGACAGUGGUAGAACAUUCCGAGCUAUGAAAUGCGCGCACGAACCAAUGAUCUCGGCAGUGAAUAAACGGGGGAAACGAAACGAGG